This is a messenger RNA of Patiria miniata (bat star), 2700 nucleotides long. RefSeq names its product U2 small nuclear ribonucleoprotein auxiliary factor 35 kDa subunit-related protein 1-like (gene zrsr2). The coding region runs from base 68 to 2155 and encodes 695 amino acids. The transcript is spliced from 10 exons. Lineage: Eukaryota; Metazoa; Echinodermata; Asteroidea; Valvatida; Asterinidae. Gene Ontology annotation, cellular component: spliceosomal complex; U2AF complex. The record is from RefSeq and is a predicted model, not a curated record. Gene Ontology annotation, biological process: mRNA splicing, via spliceosome. Gene Ontology annotation, molecular function: metal ion binding; pre-mRNA 3'-splice site binding.
CGUUGUUUAUGCGAAAACAGUGCCGUAUUUAUUGGUAAGGGUCAACGUUGAGGGCGCUAUUUCAAACAUGGAUGUUGAAACUGAAAGUUGUGCUCCGAAAAAGUUGAGCCACAAGCAGUACAAGGCUCUCCUAAAGAGGGAAAAGCGAAGAUGUCAACGACAGGCUGCUGCACAGCUCCAAGCGGAAUUGGAGGCAAGGAAUGCUCCUCCCUCAGAGGACCCCACUGUUGAGGAGACGGCAAGACUUGUCAAGAUAGAACAGGAGCAAGAGAAGAAAGAUGAAGAAGAAAGGAGGGUAGCACAUGAAGCAUGGUUGGAACGAGAACAGCUAGCCCAGGAAGCAUUUGAGGUCAUAAAGAAGAAAGAGGAGGCGCAGAAAAAGAAACUCUUGGAAGAGCAGCGACGCAUCCAGGAGGAAUGGGAGGCAAGACAGAAGCAGGAGAAGCAGACUAGCCAAAGCAAGAAGGAGCGAGAACUCGAGGAUGUCCUGCAGCAACUCGACAAGGAAAUAGAAGCAGGGGAGGAUAAACCAACGCAUAACCCUGAAGCACCACGACAGUCGCAGCAAACGAAGCAAGAACCAUGCUCCUUCUACCGUAAAACUGGAGGUUGUCGCUUCGGUGAUAGGUGUUCCCGCACCCACAUCCCACCUGAGAUUAGCACUUCCCUCCUCUUCCCCCACAUGUACAUCGACUUCACCCUGGAGCAGAGCCAUCGAGACGAGUACGACACCGACAUGGGCUUGGAGUAUGACGAAGGAGAUGCUUACGAGAGAUUCUUAGAGUUCUACAAUGACGUGUUGCCUGAGUUGAAGGAAUUCGGAACUGUAGUUCAGUUCAAGGUUUGUUGCAACUGGGAGCCACAUCUGCGCGGCAAUGUCUACGUCCAAUACAAGAGAGAGGAGGACAGCAGUAAAGCCAGGGACUCCUUCCAUGGCAGGUUCUACGCAGGCAAACAGCUCUCUUGCAUCUUCACCCCAGUCACCAGCUGGAAGGCUGCUAUCUGUGGCAUGUUCCACCAGAACAAGUGCUCAAGAGGGAAGAACUGCAACUUUCUGCAUGUCUUUCAGAACCCGAACCGUGAGUUUGCCAAUGCUGACAGAGACUUCCAGACGCUGGGGAGCCGAGGUGGGCAGAGCCAGAGAGGGUGGCGGUAUGAUCAGGACAGGAGGAAUCGAGAUCGAAGUCGGAGCAGAGAGAAAAGGAGAGAGCAAUGUCGCAGAAGCCACAGCCGAGACAGAAGGCAUAGAUCAAGAGAACGCAGCAGGAGCCGAGAACGUAGAUCCCGAUAUUCAUCAUCAAGAAGUCACAGAUCAAGGAGCCGGGAUAGAAGCAGAAAGAAAAGGUCCAGAACCCGUAGUAGAUCUCGAAGCAGGAGCCCCCUAAGGACAUCAAGGAGACACAGGUCAAGGAGUGGUAGCAGGUCCAGACGUCACUCACCAAGAAGUCCUAGAGAAACAAGUACAAGAAGCCAAGAUCGAUCAGUGCAUCACAGGUCCAGGAGUCGAUCAAGACACAGAGACUCACGCAGCCCAAGCCUUCCAAGGAGCUCCAGGUCCCGAAGUGUUAGCCCACAAAAGACUAAGAGUAAGAGUAAGUCGAGGAAUGUGAGAAGUCAAAGCAGGUCAAGGGAUGAUCAACAGUCAUCCUCAGACUGUGAUGAUAACAUCCAUGUGAGAACCAAACAUCGGAAGAAGAAACAUAAAUCUGCCAAGGACAAAGGCAAAGUUGAACCUCCUGAUCCUAGCCAUGAAGAUGUUUCUAACCAAGAUACAAAUGCUGAUGGAGUUAACAAGUGUGAACUUUUAGAUUCAAAUUAUCAGGAGAGAUCAACAAAUGGAGAUCAUCAUAAGGAAGCAGAGAAUGUGAACACUGAUCAGCCUCUGAUUAAGACUGAGAUCACAGAGGAACUUAAAAAAAAUACUAGAUUAGAAGACAGUGAAAAACAAGAUCAUGCAUCCAGAGAGUCAACCGGAGAUGAUUCUGGAGGGGAGUUGGAGGAGUCUAAAUCAUUGGACAUCAAGCGUUCAAGGUCGCUGGGUAAAGACGAGUUAACGAGUAGCCAUCGCAGCAGCAAUAAAAAGAAGCACAAGCACAAGCACAAGAAACGCCGUCACAAGAAACAAAGGAGAUUGUCGCCACACUCGGACAGCUAAUCAUUGAUCUAAAUUUCAAGUAACACUGACAGAAGGGCAGUAAACGAUCAUGGGUUUUUUAUACUCGUUUUAUUUUCCACUGAGCGUAAUGAAAACUUGUGGGAAUGUCUGCUGUUACAAGUUCAAUAGAAUCAAGCACUGGAAGUAACAGUAGAUUUCAGGAGUUUCAAAAAUAGUCUCUAAAUAAACGGGCUAAUAUGAAAUGUAUUGGCAAAUACUUACAAAAUGUCAAAGAGAAGGAGUAUGGGCUCCGUGCGCCAACAUAAGAGGGCGUGUUUUUACCACUUUUGAGAGCUCCGUGUAUAGGACACACAGCGUGCGCGCACUGUACUGGUUUGCGCACGAAGUAGGCACGACUUCCUGAAUGUACAAAAGCUAUUGGCCACAGUGUCUUGUCGUGAGCGUCAGGCGUAGUCGGCGCGCGAAUACGUUAGAAUUUAACUUGCGAUGGUCUCCCAGACUAAUCCUCGCCUCAAAUAACUUUGCAUCAUUCGAAAUACGCAGUGCAUAUGGAUCGGGAAGCAGUCUAGGUCUCCCUCAACUCU